This is a messenger RNA of Paraphaeosphaeria sporulosa, 1947 nucleotides long. Its product is annotated as Di-copper centre-containing protein. NCBI's taxonomy places the organism in Eukaryota, Fungi, Ascomycota, Dothideomycetes, Pleosporales, Didymosphaeriaceae. Bases 1 to 1947 code for a protein of 648 amino acids. Gene Ontology annotation, molecular function: oxidoreductase activity. The record is from RefSeq and is a predicted model, not a curated record. The transcript is spliced from 6 exons.
AUGGCAAACUUUCGCCUCCCUUCUAUACCACUUCUUCUGUCUAUUGCUUACUUUUGUGCCUCAAGCAUAUGCACACCCAUCGACUCGGUCGCGGGACCGCAUACGGUCGAUGAUACCUCCGACCUCUUGCGGCGCCAAGACGGCAUCUUCUCUGUGCUGGGGAUUGCUGGACUGGGAGACUCUACGAUAUACCCACGCCUCGAGAUACGCGAUCUAGAAAAAAACCACCCGGACCAGUGGAACAUAUUUCUGCUUGGACUUCAGAGAUUCCAAGCAAUCAGUCAGGAUGACAAGCUUUCUUACUUCCAGAUCGCUGGAAUUCACGGUCGCCCAUUCGUACCCUGGGAUGGUGUGAAAGGCGACGACUACUACUGGAGUCGCUACUCGGGCUACUGCACCCACGACAGCAACAUCUUUCCCACGUGGCACCGACCUUUCCUGGCUCUGUUCGAAGAAGUGCUCUACCUAAACUGUCGUGAAACUGUCUCCGCACUGCCUAAUGGAGAGCUGAAGGAGCGCUACUUGAAGGCGCUGCCCUCGUUGAGGCUGCCAUACUGGGACUGGGCUGCUAUCCCGCCUGAAGAAGAGGGAACACUGCCUGCGAGUGUGCAGGCUGAGUUCGUCAAUGUGACGAUGCCUAAUGGAACGGUAACAAUAACGAAUCCGCUGCACUCGUACAAGUUCCACCCGCUGCCGGACUGGGUAUCAGAAGGUGAAGAACGCUGGAAAGAGUUCCCUUCCACGGUGAGGGGCCCGACUACAGCCGACAAGAACGCGCAAAGCAACAACACCAAAGCGGCGCAGGCGCUGCAGGAGAACAGAUCGAGUAUGCAGGCGCGCGUCUAUAAUCUGCUCGCUAUGCAGCAUAGUUACUUGAACAUGAGCACCAAGUUGAUACCGGGGGACAGCAUGGAGAGCAUCCAUGGGACAAUCCAUGAUGGCAUUGGGCAGGAUGGAUCGAUGACUUGGCUGUUCUACUCGGCGUUUGAUCCGUCGUUUUGGUUGCAUCACUGUAACGUUGACCGGCUACUGGCAAUGUGGCAAGCAUUGAACCCGGACGAAUGGGUGGAAAACUUCACCACGCCCAGCCCAACCUUCUACUCCCCGGCCAACUUCAACGUCAACGGGAGCACGGCACUCAAACCUUUCCACAAAGAUGACUCCGGCAACUUCUGGACCUCAGACUCCAUUCGCGACCACACAAUCUUCGGCUAUACCUACCCAGACCUGCUCGACCUCCCCAGCAAUAGCACAAGGAGUUUCCUCAACGCCCGCGGCGUCUCCACCUCCCUUAUCGCGCGCGUAAACGCCCUCUACGGUCCCAACGCCUCACCCCUCCAAUCCCCCGAAUUGCGCGACCCCAAGCUCCUCGCGCGGGGCAUAGCGACCACGGGUGCGCCCCAUUUUGCGGGGAAAAGGCAGUACAGCCUUGAAAUCACCGUGCGCGAGUUCCGCGAUGCGGGGAGUCUGAGCGUGUACGCGUUCUUCGGGUCUCCCAAGGGGGAUGUUGAGGGGUGGGUGAGGGAUAAGGGGUUCGUGGGUACUGCGUCAUUUCUAGGGGCGAGCAAGAAGGCGAGUCAGCGGGCGCAUAGUGUGAUUCCGUUGACGCCGGCGCUGGAGGCGAAAGCCAGAUCCGGGGAUCUGGCGACUCUGGGAGAGGAGGAUGUCGCGGAGUAUUUGAGGAAUGUGUUGAGGUGGAGGGUGGUGCAGGUGAGUUGUGGCUUUUCGCCGCAGGGAUCGAGGGGAUGGGACAACAGGACUGACGGUGUACAACAGCAAAAUGUCGAUCUUACCGACUGCGAGACGGAGAAGGCGCCGGGAUUGGAGGUCGCGGUUACGUGGCAGGAGAUUGAGCCUGCGCUUAGUAUGGAUGAGUUUCCGAAGACGGCGGGCGAGGUGAAGGACUUAUUGUGUGCGGAUGGGAACAAGAGGGGACACUUCAAAUAG